GACCUGUCUGUGGAUAAGACUACGCGCGGUGGCCCUGUGGACAACUGCUGGCUCUGGUUCACCUGAGGCAGGUGGCGGACCCAGCACUAGCACCCAGCACCCAGCACCCUACGCCCGGGAGCGAAAGCGAGGAAGAUGCCGCAGGAACGGACUGUGCGCCUACAAUACGGGAACCGCAUCGAGGCGGUGUGUGUACUGGGCACUCGGCUCUGGGUCGAUGUCUACAGUGCAGCCCCCGCUGAUGCCAAGACCUUCAGCCUGAAACACACAGAUGCUGUACAGGUAGAAGCAGUGGUUGAUGGGCAGGCUGAGGAGGCCACAGCCAAUGGCAAGAAGCGAUGGGCCCUCUCCCCCAGCACCAUUCUCCGUGUCAGCAUGAGCCAGCCCAGUGCAGAAAUCAGCAGUGACAAGGUCACCGUCAACUAUUAUGCAGAGGAUAGCAAAACGCCCAUUGACCAAGCUGGCCUUUUCCUCACAGCUAUUGAGAUCUCCCUGGAUGUGGAUGCAGACCGAGAUGGAAUCGUGGAAAAGAACAAUCCUAAGAAGGCGUCCUGGACCUGGGGCCCUGAUGGCCAGGGGGCCAUCCUGCUGGUGAACUGUGACAGGGAGAUCCCCUGGUUGCCCAAGGAAGAUUGCUCUGAUAACAAGAUCUACACCAAAGAAGACCUGAAGGACAUGUCUCGGAUGAUCCUGAGGACCAACGGCCCCACUCAACUCCCAGCAGGCUAUGAGAUGGUUCUCUACAUUUCCAUCAGUGACUCAGACAAAGUGGGCGUGUUCUAUGUGGAGAAUCCAUUCUUUGGCCAGCGUUACAUGCACAUUCUCGGCCGGCAGAAGCUCUUCCACGUGGUAAAGUACACAGGUGGCAAAGCCGAGCUGGAAUUCUUUGUGGAAGGCCUUCGCUUCCCUGACGAGAGUUUCCCCGGCCUGGUCUCCAUCCAUGUCAGCCUGUUGGAACUUCUGAUGGAGGGACUUCCCCAAACUCCAAUCUACACGGACACAGUGACUUUCCAUGUGGCUCCAUGGAUCAUGACCCCAAAUACGUUGCCUCCUGUGUCAGUUUUAGUGUGCAGCAUGAAGGACAAUUACCUGUUCCUCAAGGAGAUAAAGAACCUGAUAGAGAAAACUGACUGCAAGCUUAAGAUCUGUUUCCAGUACAUGAACCGUGGGGAUCGUUGGAUCCAGGAUGAAGUUGAGUUUGGCUACAUUGAUGCUCCCCACAAGGGCUUUCCGGUGGUCCUAGAUUCCCCCCGAGAUGGGAACCUGAAAGAUUUCCCAGUGAAGGAACUCCUGGGGCCAGAUUUUGGCUAUGUCACCCGGGAGCCACUCUUUGAGAAAGUCACCAGCCUGGAUUCCUUUGGGAACCUGGAGGUCAGCCCCCCAGUGACGGUGAACGGGAAGGAGUACCCCCUGGGCAGGAUCCUCAUCGGCAGCAGCUUCCCCCUGUCUGGCGGGAGGAGGAUGACAAAGGUCGUGAGAGAUUUCCUACAGGCCCAGGUAGUACAGUCACCUGUGGAGCUGUAUUCUGAUUGGCUGAUCGUUGGCCACGUUGAUGAAUUUAUGACCUUCGUUCCCAUGCCGGGCAAAAGAAAGGAAUUCCGGUUGCUCAUGGCCAGUACCUCUGCCUGCUACAAGCUCUUCCGGGAAAAGCAGAAAGAGGGGCAUGGAGAAGCUAUCUUGUUCAAAGGCUUGGGGGGCAUGAGCAACAAACGGAUUACCAUCAAUAAGAUCCUGUCCAAUGAGAGUCUGGUGCAGCAGAACCUGUAUGCCCAGCGAUGCCUGGAUUGGAACCGGGACAUCCUGAAAAAAGAAUUGGGGUUGACAGAGAAAGAUAUCAUCGACCUCCCAGCUCUGUUCAAGUUGAAUGAGUAUGGCCAAGCCAUGGCUUAUUUCCCCAACAUGGUGAAUAUGAUUGUGCUUGACAAGGACCUGGGUGUGCCCAAGCCCUAUGGGCCCCUGAUCGAUGAGCAGUGCUGCCUGGAAGCUCACGUGUGCUCACUUCUGCAGCCCCUGGGUUUCUCCUGUACCUUCAUCGAUGACAUUUCCUCCUAUCACAAAUUAAUGGGCGAGGUCCACUGUGGUACCAAUGUCUGCCGGAAGCCCUUUGCCUUCAAGUGGUGGCACGUGGUGCCUUGACCCUGUGGAUGGGCUUGGCAUCCCCCUCCCUCAUUCCCUCCACCUUCCCCAUACCUCUUCCCAUAUUCCCAGGUCCAACACUUUCUUGGAAAUUGCUUUUUCUUCCUUUGGCUGGGUCCAUUUUGAUGUCUGCAUGGGGAUGGAGUGGGGUCUGGAAAAAAGCUGUAUGUGACAUAUCUUGCCCCUCACCCCUAGAGUGCACUCAGAUUCACAUGCAACAGUCUCUAGGUCUCCCAAUCCACCUUCGCUUCUCGGGCAAAUGGAAGGGGGGAGGGUCAAUUCCUCUGUGGACAAAAGAAGGUCUGAAGGACACCAGAUUCAAUCUGACUUUGCCCACAAGCUCCAUUUAGGAUUCACCUCUCAAGGGGAUGAUGCCUCUAGCUUCCCUGUGGAUGUCCUUAGCCACUUCAUUCCUGGCGAGCCCUCCUCACACUUCUAUCCCUGACUUUCUCCUCAGAGGAUCCAGGCACACCCCUUAAUAUGUAUCCACUCUGCCCUACAUCAAACAUUAGCUGCAGUGGGUCAGCUUGCCCAACCCCAGGCUAGCUCCGAGUCUAGGGGACUACAUGGAUUGGUAGAGAGGGGGAGAGAAUAGACACCAGACAUUCUGUGCCCUGCUUGGGGAUAUCAGCCCAAGGAUCCUCAAUGCCAUUUCUAGUUAGGCUGAUUGCCCUCCUCUGUGCCUUUUUUCUGGAGUGAGGCCAAGGUUGGGACCAGGGAGUGGGAAAGGUCCUUCUCUAUCCUCAGAGGUUCCAUGGUUCCCACCAUGUUGGGUCCAACCCUAGAGAUGGGAUCAAACAGCUAGUAUAUUUUCCGGGUUCUGGUAAUAGCUUUCCAAGUCAAAAGGAUUAGAUGGCCAAUAGCAUUUCUCACCAGAGAAGGAAAAGAUUCGGCUUUCUUUAUCACUACAUUUAAGUAAUAGAAACAUCACUCAGAGUUUGUGACUGGGACUCCAGAGUCAGAGGAUGUGAAUUCAAACCCUACCUUUGACACCUACCAGCUGAGUGACCUUGGACAUAUCACUUAACAAUCUCCCUGGGCCUCUGUAAAAAUAGGUGGUUGGACCAGCUGGCCUCAAAGGCUCUUCCAACUCAACAUCUGGCAUCCUAUGAUCUCCAAUCCUAUCUCUACUACCCCCACCCUUCUGUGAAGCUUAUUAAGAGAGAGAGAUCCCAGGCUGUUUCCCCAAGAGUCCAGGGAUAGUACUUGGGACCUUUUCUUAAAACACUUCCUGCAGGGCAGCCCUCUUUCUCCAAGAGGUCUAUCUGGAGUGAGAGUCCUGCCCCAUUUUCUUACAAAAACUGUUUUACAGAAAUGCAUUGGCCUUGUUCCCCAGCUGCAUGCCCUGCCCCCACCCCAUCAAGAAAUGAAAAGUACUCAAUUAAAUGAGGCACUCACAACCUCACAGUGUAGAUGUGACAACUUUCCAUGCAUCCCUGGCCUUUUCCUUCUCCUUUCUCUCCCUUUCCCAUUUUCCAUUAGCUCCAUCCAACAAGUAUCUAUUAAAGACCUACUAUGUGCAAGGCACUGAAUAGCAUACAAAAUACAAAAAAACUAAAAAGUCCUACCCUCAGGAGCUUGCAUUCUCCUGGAAUGUAGACUCCCUGGGGCCAUUUCUCUGGGGGAACAAACUUUAUUCACUUUGGUCAUCCAGACCAGGUCCUCCUAUGGCAUCUUGCUUAAGCAAUUCCCUGGAGAGAAAUUAAUUCCUAGGACUGAAGGAACCACCAUAGAACGUGUGUUGAUUGUCCACUGGCCCAGUGUGACUCCAGUUAGUGAAAAGCUGAACUGAUAAAUAAUGGCCUUGAGAGUUUGCUAAAUGGAAUUUCUCUUCCCUAAGGCAUUAGUGUUUCUUGGGCAUUAGUUGAAUAGGGUUUGGUAGAGUGCUCAUUCAGAAAACUCCUUUCCCUCUUUUCUUCUGUUUCCCCUUCUCCUUAAGAAUAAAUUGACAGCCAGCUCCUUCUUCCCCAAUAGAAGCAUAACAUGGGCUGGGUGAUUAGAGCUCUGCUCAAGAGUGGAAAAACCUAGAGGGUGCCAACAGCUCUCCAGAUUCCAUCUCUUUAGUGGCGGUCUUGUCCUGAGGUGGAGUUCCCCUCCCUUGAGGAGUUUAAAUAUCUCUCAGUGGUCCAGGCCCCACCUCCAAGAACUCAGGUGAACCUGCCUCACCCUACUCUCCCCCGACUUGUACCAUUUACCCCAGGUACAAAUCACAGCUGCUGCUCCAGACCUGGAACAAGCCCAGCCCCAGGCCAGCUGUUGCCAUAUGUACUUCAUACCUAACCACAAUGACUGUUUGGUGCCAGCUCUCAAAAUUCAAUUUUAAACAGUAUUUCUACGAAUAGAGGUGCCUUGGAGGGAAGAGGGGGGGAGUUGAUUGGCCAGAAGAUGAAUAUAUCGCUGCUCCACUUUGAAGAUUGAAAAAACACCAGCACCAUUCAAAAACGGUUACACAUUUGAAUUACAAAGAAGAGGGAUGUUUGCCUGACCCAUGUGGCCCUUCCUCUCUGAUUCACUAUACACAUGUCUGAUUCCCAGCAGGCAACACUUAGGGAUGCCCAGUGCCUGCAUGGUCCACUGUGAGUCGAUGUGUUCAGUGGCCCUUAUAAACCACCUUCCCUUGACAACAUAAUGUAGUAGAAGAAAAAAAAAUCAAAUCUGGAGCACAGGGGUUCUGGGUUCCACUCCCAGCUCUGUUCCUUAUCCCUCUGACUCUGGGCAAAUGGCAGUCUCCUGAGACACAAAGGGAGUCAAAGGGCCUGAGUUCAAAUUCUGCUUGCCCCUUGCUACCUCUGUGAUCUAGACUGACUCGUUCCCUUUCCUUCUCUCUAAAAUGAGGAAGUUCGACUAAAAGACCUCUAAUUUCCCAUCUCUAAAUCUAUGAUUCUACAGUCUCAUACCUCCCUAAACUUGCUCAGAUUCUUCAGGUCCAACCUUUUGAAAAUUAAGAAGCUGGACUAGUUAUGGGGUCUCUUAACCUUUUUUGCAUGUCCUUGACCCUCUGGCAGUCAGUCUGGUGAAGCCUAUGGACCCCUUCUCAGAAGAAUAUCUUAAAUGCAUAAAAUAAAAUACAGAGGAAUUUCAAAUAACACCAAUAAGAUUGAAAUAUAGUUAUCAAAAUAUUUUUAAAAACAAGUUCAAAGACCCCAGGUGAAGAGCCUCUGAACUGAGUGAUCUAUCUCUAAGAUUCCUCCCAACUCCCAAAAUAAAUCUUGUGACAUUUCAUGAAGUUUCUUGGCCUGGGCCAGCAUCACCAGAGAGACAAAGCCCUGAGAGCUGUCAGAAAUGAUCAUCUUUGCUAUAGGGGUGAUGGGCCUGAAUCCCUUUGGGAUGCUGAGAUGUGAGCUCUCCCAUGAUGCCUCAUCUAUUUCUGUCCCCGCAUGCUAAGUGCUUAUUAUAGGGUUUUUUUGGAGAGAGCUUCAGGAUACCACACCAUGUGUGUGGGUUUGUGUGUUUUUGUUUUGUGUGUUUUUGACUCCAAGCUUGAUGAGACAUUCACUCCUACGCAUGGGAUGGAUUUUUCUAAGGCUUUUUGCAAUCUGUGAAACUCUAAGUCGGUUGCAUUGCUGACGAGACAUCAGGGGGACAUCUCCUCCAUUUAUCUGGGGCAAUGACUUCCAGUGGAUCCUGAGGCUACCAGGACUAGACAACCUAGGAAGUCAGCAAGACACCUUAGUGGCCCAGAUGGGAGGCUGAUCAGUGUCCAAAUUUAGGCCUAGAAAGACAUGUUGGUGGUGGGCCUUAAAAACACUUCCCGUUCCUGUAUUACCUUGGGAACUUUUGUGUUUUAUUGUAGUUGUGAGCAGGACAAAAAGCAAUUUAACUUUUUUGGGAAGCCUCUGGAUGAUAAAAAAUAUUUUGGGGGGAAGCCUACUAUGGCUCAUAGUGCCUCUGACUAAACAAAUAAAAUCGAAGUAAUGCAACACAAGAAAA
Trichosurus vulpecula (common brushtail) is the source of this 6066-nucleotide messenger RNA. RefSeq names its product peptidyl arginine deiminase 2 (gene PADI2). The transcript is spliced from 16 exons. Gene Ontology annotation, molecular function: calcium ion binding; protein-arginine deiminase activity. Bases 136 to 2136 code for a protein of 666 amino acids. Gene Ontology annotation, cellular component: cytoplasm. The record is from RefSeq and is a predicted model, not a curated record. NCBI's taxonomy places the organism in Eukaryota, Metazoa, Chordata, Mammalia, Diprotodontia, Phalangeridae.